AUGGCAGAAUCACCGCGACAGCCUGGCGGCUUUAUUCCUCCACAAGGCGGACUCCCUUCGCCGGCUCCAUCUUCAGCCUCUUCACGGGCAGCAUCAAAUCUGCCGCAUCCGAGAAACAGUGCAUUGCGGCCCGGAUCAAACAAGGAGGACAUGGUGAGGAGAUUUGUAGAUGAAAAGCUGCUCUACGUCUCGCGUCGAUACGUCAAAAAGUUUGGAAACCCGAAUCCUGGGGACACGGUGGUUGGGUUUCGGACCUUUGGGGAGGUGUGCCGGGAGCUUGAUGAGAUUGUGAAUGUCUUGUGGAAAUCAGGGACUCCGAGCUUGCAGAUACCGUUUCUGCUCAAGUUGGCCAGUGACUUUACUCAGUACGUCCGGUCAUUCCCGCCAUCGUCCAAAGCGUCGUUUGACCUGCUGCACAAACUGGACCACUGCUUCGCCAGCCUGCUCUCCGGCCAGGACACUGAGACGAAUGAGACGCUUCCGGGAUUUGAAAACGGGCUACGAGCGGGCAUGACGACUACCGACAUGGUGCGGUGCCGGAGUCUUGUAGAGCAGACGAGGGUGCUCAUGGUGGAAGUCAUGAGCAGUGGCGAGCAAGAGGAAGAAGAGGAGGAUGACGAAGAGGAUGAAGAUGACGGCGACGAAACAGAAGGGGGGGAAAGCUACGAUGCUGGUGGUCCGUCUUGGGACAUUGAUGAGGAUGAGCUACAUCUGGACGCUGCGCGGAUCUACGAGAAUACGAUUGUGCAUCUGGGGAAGAGGCUUGGGGACUCGCUGGGGAACAGCGUCGACAGCGGCGAUGCUGCCAUGUCAAGUACGAGCAUGACCUGA
Molecule: messenger RNA, 831 nt
Organism: Trichoderma aggressivum f. europaeum
Lineage: Eukaryota; Fungi; Ascomycota; Sordariomycetes; Hypocreales; Hypocreaceae
Exons: 2
Coding region: 1-831 (276 amino acids)
Cellular component (GO): transcription factor TFIIH holo complex
Source: RefSeq, a predicted model, not a curated record